Molecule: messenger RNA, 1609 nt
Organism: Cavia porcellus (domestic guinea pig)
Lineage: Eukaryota; Metazoa; Chordata; Mammalia; Rodentia; Caviidae
Product: glycine N-phenylacetyltransferase-like
Exons: 6
Coding region: 154-1047 (297 amino acids)
Cellular component (GO): mitochondrion
Molecular function (GO): glycine N-acyltransferase activity
Source: RefSeq, a predicted model, not a curated record
GUCACCACUCACAUCUGACAAGAACAACCUUCUUAACAUACACUUCCAUAUUUAUGAAUGGGGAUGAACAGUUUAGCUCAUCAACUAUGGAGCACAGAAUGAUGAUUUUCAGGUCCAUGAGUGGCCGGAUCCUGGGUUAAGUUACCCACCAGGAUGUUCCAUUUGCAAAAUCCAGAGAUGCUACAGAUGCUAGAGAAAUCCUUAGUGGAGUACCUGCCUGAAUCCAUAAAGGUUUAUGGGACCAUCUUCCAUAUGAACCAGGGGAACCCCUUCAAGGUAAAGGCUCUGGUGGACAAGUGGCCUGAUUUUAAUACAGUAGUUGUCCGUCCUCAGGAGCAGGAGAUGAUCGAUGACCUUGAUCACUACACCAACACCUACCAAAUCUUUUCUAAGGACCCCAAGAACUGUCAAGAAUUCCUUGAAAAACCAGAUGUCAUCAACUGGAAACAACAUUUGCAAAUCCAAAGUGCACAGUCAAGCCUGGAUGAGGUGAUACAAAGUGUUGCAGCUGCUAAAUUGGUUGAGGUCAAGAAAACACAGUGCUUCCUUUAUAUGAUACCAAUAACAGUAAAGAAACUGUUACCUUCCCUGUUGGGUACACAGCAUUUAAAAUCUGAGACUCCCAGCAUCAUCAAUCAAGAGAUGUUUAAACUCUCAUCGCUGGAUGUAGCACACGCUGCCUUAGUGAAUAAAUUCUGGGCCUUUGGCGGUAAUGAGAGGAGCCAGAGAUUCAUCGAGCGCUGUAUCCGGACCUUCCCCACCUUCUGUCUGCUGGGGCCUGAGAAGACUCCUGUGACCUGGGUCCUGAUGGACUACACUGGAGAGCUGCGAAUGGGAGCCACUGUGCCUCAGUACCGGGGCUUGGGCCUUGGAUCUUAUCUCGCACACAUCCAGAUUCAGACUCUAGAAAAUGUUGGCUUCCCCCUGUAUUGCCAUACUGCCAAAAACAACAAAGCUGUACACAAAAUAAGUCGCAAUCUGAAUUAUGUCCCUAUGCCCUGUGACUGGAACCAGUGGAACUGCAUGCCUCUGAGAAGCUGUCUCUGAACAUGAGAAAGUGUUGGAGGGCUGUGAUGUGACUUAAGUAGACCGAACAUAUAAAUCAUAAGCAGCAGGGAAGGAUGGGCUUUGUUUUAGCUCUAUGGAAACACUGCCAAUGGUCAAUGGGAUGUCUUGUUCUUGAAGCCACAUUACUUUUGAGGUCAAGCAUUCCUGGCAUGGCCUGCACCUUUCUGAAGUCACCACAGUUUUCUGAAGUGGCCAAAGUGUGUGUCCCAUGUUCUGUAUUUCUGGAUCCUAUUGCCUCCAUUAGUCUCCUAGGGGCUGCCUCAAUUCUUUUCCAGGACCUCCUGACUCAUAUAUCUUAUUGUCAAGAUGUGGUGUCUUUUCAUCCUUGAGUAGCAUAUAAUUUGUUUUUCUCUGAUCUCUUUAUUCAGUGGGCCAAGUGUCCUGCCAGUUCUGUAAGUAUUACAAAGUGAUUAUUCUACUAGAAGCCUUUUAUUUACAUUCCGGCUUCAUAAGCAUGUUAAUCUAUGAAAAUAUGGCAGUGAAACUGAUGAUACAUGUAAACUAAUAUGCACUAAUAAAAAUGAGAAGAAAUCAUGUUAAA